CGUCGCAGACAUCUGAAAUGCAGUGGAUCAAAUCCGUGUGCUCGAUGCAUCACCUCUCAAGUAGAAUGCGUCUUCAUUCCAUCACAGCGAGGAUACCACCGUCUGAGACGAUCCACGGUUCAAGGCAAAGAACGGUUACCACUGGCAGGCACAUCACAGCUGCAGUAUCAACCUCCUUCGCCAGGACCUUCAGUGAAUGCAGCUCGCGGCAAUACGCCGAACCGCGAUCAAGCCUCUGAUAACGGAGUCGAGUCACAUUCAUUGUCGGCCAGUUCCCGGCUGAGCAAGCUAUCGGCAUACGAUACGAGUGCGCUUCACAACCAGAUUUCGCUGCCGCAGUUGACAAUUAUGGAUGAUUCGGACCGACCUUUAACUUCAUUUUAUUACCAUGCAUUUGCAUCCAACCCGUUUGUCCUUCCACGUUGCCAUCUCUCUCAAAUUGACGACGCGAAGAGCUUGCAUACCUUGGUUACAGCCAUGAGGUGGGUGGGCUCUCUGUAUAUCAACGCAUACGCCACUGUCCAAACCGAUUUGUAUAACGCCGCACAUUCCUCUAUAUAUGAUGACCAGACGCCGCGUAACGGGUUUCUUGUCCAGGCCAUGAUGCUGCUUUUGGUGGCAUUAGACGGCAGUUGCCAGCGGCGCGAAGCCCUCAGAAUAUUAAGUGAUGUGGAGCUGCUUGCACUGGAGAUUGGUUUACACAAACGCAACUUCGCAGCACUUCAUGGAAGAGACUCUCGUAUCCUAGAAGAGUCUUGGCGACGGACAUGGUGGUACCUCUACAUUGUGGAUGGCAUGAUUGCGGGCAUACAUCGCGAAACCAGCUUUGCACUGUUUGACAUCUCAACUGAUGUGUUACUUCCUUGUGAGGAACACCAAUAUCUUUCCGGGGAAAUUCCAAAGCCGCUGUCUCUACAGGAUCUGCAGGAUAGAAAUUUCGACGAAGACGAACACCAAUUCUCGUCUUUUGCACAAUUGAUCAUAUGUGGUCAAAAUCUCGGUAAAUUUUUGCAGUUACCUCCUAUAUGUAAACCUGAGGACCCUAAUGUAAAAGAGUUGGAAUUGCUUCUUACGAGUUGGAGGCUGCAUCUACCUCACUUCAAACGCCACAUGUUACAGCAAGACGGUGAGCUGGACGAGAUGAUGUUUCAGGCAUAUAUGAUAACGCAUGCCAUACUCAUACUCCUAUACCAGCCAUACUGUCGAUUUAAUACCACACCAGUCCAGGUAAUCGACACCUGCGCGCCGGUCCAGCGGACCUUAAGCAGUGACUACAUCGACUAUUACACGAUUGAGACGAUUUCAUCAGCCACCGCCAUCAGUGCCAUGAUUGCACGAAGAGAGCCACUGCUCUCGCACACACACUUCUUUACAUGUGCCCUCACGCUGUCGUCCAUUGUUCAUCUCAGCCACUGGGCACUGCUGUCGCCAGAUGCUCGUGAUUCUGCCUCACGGGAAAGCAUUCGCUUGAACCUGGGCGCUUUAAAACUCCGCGCUAGUGUUUGGCCUGCUGCUGCCGAAGCGCAAGCACAGGUCGCUGCCGUAGCCAAGACGAUCCAUCGAAUAAAAAAAACUGAAUCCGCUGAAUCCAAUGUUUUAAAUAUUUUAAUAAAUAACAAAAGUAUAUAA
Molecule: messenger RNA, 1629 nt
Organism: Trichoderma virens Gv29-8
Lineage: Eukaryota; Fungi; Ascomycota; Sordariomycetes; Hypocreales; Hypocreaceae
Exons: 2
Biological process (GO): regulation of DNA-templated transcription; DNA-templated transcription
Molecular function (GO): DNA binding; DNA-binding transcription factor activity, RNA polymerase II-specific; zinc ion binding
Source: RefSeq, a predicted model, not a curated record